CGAUUGUGCCAUUUCACCAUGGCCUUAUUGACUGAGCUUCACUAGACGAACACAAACGACUGUCCAAAUAGACGCGGGCGCGGAAACACCGAAGAGUAACAGAAUGGCUGCCGUGGCACCUGCUGCAAGCAGCGAACCAGCCUUUGUGGGAGAUCUAGAGAGAAAGCCGAUCGUUUCCGACGCUGAGAAGCCGUCGAUGCUGAAGCGACUGUGCGCUUGCUGUCGGCAUGAGGCUUCGUCCAGCGAAGACGUGAUUCAGGCUGAGCCGGAACGACGGUUACGAGCCAAUGAUCGUGCCUAUAAUUCGCAAUUUAAAUAUGCGGACAACUACAUAAAAACAUCCAAGUACAACUUGAUUACGUUCGUGCCGCAAAACCUGUUUGAGCAGUUCCAGCGGAUAGCAAAUUUUUAUUUUCUAGUUUUAAUGAUAUUACAGUUUAUCCCUCAAAUAUCAUCCGUUUCAUGGUGGUCUACAGCUGUUCCAUUAGUGUUUGUUUUAGCAUUUAGUGCUGUUAAGGACGGGUACGAUGAUGUGCAACGGCAUAUCUCCGAUAGGAAAGUCAACACGCGGAAGUCUUACGUGGUACGGAAUGGGCAUCUGAACGAGGAAGAAUGGAGCAAUGUUCGGGUCGGCGAUGUCAUUCGAAUGAUGAGCAAUCAGUUUGUGGCGGCAGAUCUAUUGCUGCUGUCAACUUCUGAACCUCAUGGGCUUUGCUACGUCGAGACGGCGGAGCUUGACGGUGAAACCAAUUUGAAGACGAGGGUCGCCUUGGCAGAAACAGCAGAGAUGGGUGAUAGUCUCGAUGACAUCAGCAAGUUCCAGGGAGAAAUUGUCUGCGAAGCUCCGAAUAACCAUCUGAACCGAUUCCAAGGAAAACUCAUUUGGCAAGGAAAAGAAUAUCCCAUCAUCAAUGAGAACAUCCUGCUUCGUGGAUGCAUUCUUAAAAAUACGCGAUGGUGUUACGGUUUGGUGAUCUUUGCCGGCAAGGACACGAAGCUGAUGAUGAACUCAGGAAAGACGAAGAUGAAAAGGACGAGUCUUGAUCGCUUUCUCAACAUCCUCAUCAUGGGAAUUGUGCUUUUCUUGAUCGCAAUGUGUCUGAUCUGUACCGUCCUCUGUGGAGUGUGGGAAUGGACCACUGGUCGUUGGUUCACCGUCUAUUUGCCUUGGGAUGACAUCAUUCCAAAUCGCCACCAACAUGGUUCACAACAAAUCGCGGUCAUCUCAUUUCUGAUGUUCUUUUCCUAUGUGAUUUUGCUCAACACUGUAGUGCCUAUCUCGCUUUAUGUUAGUGUGGAGAUAAUCCGGUUCAUACAUUCGAUGUGGAUAAAUUACGAUCAGAAGAUGUUUUACGAAGAGGGUGAUAAGUGUGUGCCGGCACGAGCGCAUACCACAACAUUGAACGAGGAGCUUGGGCAGGUGCAAUACGUGUUCAGCGACAAAACGGGUACGCUUACUAGGAACAUCAUGACAUUCAAUAAAUGCACUAUCAAUGGAGUUUUGUAUGGGGAUGUGACUACCUCCAGUGGGGAACCGGUAGAGAUUAAUGAUGAAACCAAGCGCCUCGAUUUCUCCUGGAAUCCCCACUACGAAGAGUCCUUCAACUUUUAUGAUAACAAGCUGUUGGAUGACACAAGAAGUGGCGUGUCGGAGGUAUCAGAAUUCUGGCGUUUGUUGGCCUUAUGUCAUACGGUAAUGCCCGAACGGGACAAAGGACAACUCGUCUACCAAGCUCAAUCUCCCGAUGAAGCUGCCCUGACCGCGGCUGCCCGCAACUUUGGUUAUGUUUUUCGAGCCAGGUCACCAACGUCUAUAACCAUCGAAGUUAUGGGUAAAGAAGAGGUAUAUGAACUCCUUUGCAUUCUCGACUUCAACAACGAACGGAAGCGAAUGUCUGUAAUAACAAGAAACUCUCAAGGAAAAAUUCGUCUCUACUGCAAAGGAGCAGAUAUGAUGGUUAUGCAAAGGUUAAAAAAGUCCACAUCUCCUCUCCUCAUCAACUCCACCAACUCUCAUCUAGCUGAAUUUGCCAACAUCGGUCUGCGCACUCUUUGUCUAGCCUACAAAGACAUUGAUCCGGCUUAUUAUGAUGACUGGAUUGAGCGACAACAACAAGCAGCUGUGGAUAUGUACAACCGUGAGAAAAAGCUUGACGAGAUCUAUGAAGAAAUGGAGAAAGAAAUGACACUUAUUGGAGGCACGGCUAUAGAGGAUAAGCUCCAAGAUGGAGUUCCGGAAACGAUAGCUCGAUUGGCAGAGGCAAACAUCAAGAUCUGGGUUCUGACCGGUGACAAAACUGAGACCGCCAUAAACAUCGCAUACUCAUGUCGACUGCUGACGGACGAGAUGAAGGAGAUCGUGGUGAUCGACGGUCAGACGCAAACGGAAGUGGAAGUGCAGCUGAAGGACACGAAGACGACGUUCGACCGAAUCAUGCACACCGCGCAAUCACCUCUCAUGAUGAACAAGCAGCGAUUCGAAAUCGAAACCAUACAUGAAGACGGGCAAGCGCCGACAAUGACUUACGGAGUUUCUAACACCAAGACAGCGCAAUCCCCUACCGAAGGUCGAUCAGAUGGCGGAGUUGCACUUGUCAUCAAUGGUGACUCUCUCGGAUUCGCACUGGACGAACGCUUGGAACGAAUGUUUCUGGAAAUUGCUACGAUGUGCAUGGCGGUGAUUUGUUGUCGAGUAACACCUUUGCAAAAAGCGCAGGUCGUAGAUUUGGUCAAGAGGAAUAAGAAAGCCGUAACGUUAUCUAUAGGAGAUGGUGCAAACGAUGUGUCAAUGAUUAAAACUGCUCACAUAGGCGUGGGAAUAUCGGGACAAGAAGGAAUGCAAGCGGUCUUAGCGUCCGAUUACUCUAUUGGACAAUUUCGGUUUCUGGAACGGCUGUUAUUGGUUCAUGGCAGAUGGUCAUACAUACGAAUGGCGAAAUUUUUGCGUUAUUUUUUCUACAAAAAUUUUGCCUUCACGCUCACACAUUUUUGGUACUCUUUCUUUUGUGGAUACUCUGCUAUGACCGUGUUCGAUGCUGUAUUUAUUGCUUGCUACAAUCUUUUCUUUACCGCUCUUCCCGUAUUAGCAAUGGGUUCAUUUGAUCAAGACGUGGACGAAAACUAUAGUUUACGGUACCCUAAAUUAUACCUGCCUGGUCAGUUCAACCUAUUUUUCAACAUGAGGAUAUUUAUCUAUUCCAUACUUCAUGGCAUGUUUAGUUCGCUAGUCAUAUUCUUCGUUCCAUAUGGAACUCUAUUGAAUGGAGUUUCAUCAAACGGCAAAAAUCUAGACGAUUACUCUACACUAGCUUUCACUACCUUUACGGGUCUCAUCGUAGUAGUUACCGGUCAAAUUGCCUUCGAUACCGCCUACUGGACGGGAAUCAACCAUUUCGUAAUUUGGGGAUCGUUGAUAUUCUAUUUUAUGGUCGCAUUUGUGAUUUAUGAAGCCCUAUCCGUGAACCUCCUUGCUAAAACUACUUCAACGCUUUCUUAUGGGGUAGCGUUCAGAAGCAUGGCUACUCCUCAAUUUUGGUUUUCCAUACUUAUGGUGACAGUCAUCCUGCUGCUCCCAGUGCUGUUGAAUCGCUUCUUCUGGUUCGACACACAUCCAUCGUUUGCCGAUCGUCUCAAGGUGCGGAAGAAGUAUGGCAAGAGAAAGUUUGGCAUCAAAGAAAAGGAAGAGCACAAACCAUCCCUCAGACGUUCGACAGUUACUCGUCGCAGUAUGCGCGGAUCGCUGCGUUCAGGCUAUGCUUUCUCGCAUUCACAAGGUUUUGGUGAACUUAUCCUCAAAGGAAAGUUGUUCAAAAAUGUCGAGCAGCUGCGAAAGAAUGGGCGAGUCACUUCUGCUCCCAAUGGUCUUUCUCCUGUAGCUGAGGUGCCCUCACCGUCACUACUAACAGCGGUACCCAAUAACGAAGAGACGAGUCCAAGUUCCGCAGGAAUGCCAAUCAUGACGCUGCCGUUUGAGCCCGUUGUACAACAGCCACAUCGCCUGACGGUCAACGACGACGAAUGGUCUGUUGUCGACGCGGAUCCAAGGGAAUUUCGAGGCACGGUGAUUCGCGGAGAUGGAAAACCAGCUGCGCCUUCACCGACCGAAAAGUCGGACUUCUUCAAAGGAAGCUCGCUGAUGUCUUCGUCCAGUAAUGGCAGUGGCAGCAGCUACCCACGGAAACCUUGGCGGACGGAGACAGAGGUCGAAGAGGACGACAUAACUGUCGAACACUUCUAAACGGAAUCUCAGAAGAGGAGAGAGCUGCCGAAUCGUCUACGCUCACUCUCUAACAUUCCUUCUUUUCUUUCAUGUACAUCAACAGAUGAAAACGAGUCGACGCAUUUGCUUUUGUUAUUGUUUUCUUAUCAUACGAUUUUUUGUGCUCAAAGCUUUACUUGAUGUUACUAAUUGUUGCUUCAGCUGUAUAUGAAUCAUAUUUCUGUUGCCCUCAUUCUGCCGACCUCAUUCCGGUGUUCUACCGCUUUCUAGUUCUUGUUAUUUUUUUCUAAGCUUGUAAACCUCCUGCUGUGAUUCCUAGAGUUUUAUGACUGAACAUAUAUUUAUAUAUACACAUCAAGCCAAACGUUCUGACUGUGAUACAUCUGGGUUCAGGAGUGCCGUACUUUUACACAUAUGGUCACGAUUGUCUUUGAUUUUGAUGCAAGUUUUUCAUUGAUAAUUGUAUGUAUAUUAUAAAGAUGAAAUUAC
This is a messenger RNA of Cylicocyclus nassatus, 4708 nucleotides long. Lineage: Eukaryota; Metazoa; Nematoda; Chromadorea; Rhabditida; Strongylidae. The record is from the annotation of a GenBank genome assembly.